Molecule: messenger RNA, 1404 nt
Organism: Mercenaria mercenaria
Lineage: Eukaryota; Metazoa; Mollusca; Bivalvia; Venerida; Veneridae
Exons: 3
Coding region: 1-1404 (467 amino acids)
Molecular function (GO): zinc ion binding
Source: RefSeq, a predicted model, not a curated record
AUGUUUCCUGCUAUGAGUGGUCACCAGAUCCUGGAUAAAGCUGACUUCGGCUCCCGUGGUUUACAAGCAACUGAGCUGCCAAGUUAUCCUAUAGAGAGAUGUUCUACACACAAGGCAAAACUACUGGACAUGUUUUGUGGCAACUAUGAUGAAGUUGAAUGUGCUAGCUGUGUGGCUAUAAAUCACAGAGCAUGCCAAGAUAUACGUUCAAUUCCAGACGACAUUGACAAUUUGUACAGGGAAUCAAGUUUUGGGGAAACUAAAACAAAACUGGACACCAUGAAGAAAACCGUGGAAGAUAUAAAGAAGUCAAAAGAGCAACUAGUGGAACAGUUGAAGAAACACAAGAAUAAGAUCAAGGAAACAGAGAAAUUCAAUGUCGACCUUGCAGAGUACUACAAGAAACUAGAGCGGUCUGCUGGAAAUAAAGCACAGGAGUUUGUCUGUGUUAAAGAGACUGAGAAAACUAUUGUUAAAGUUGAAAAAGCUGAACAAAUUCUGAGAGAAGAACCAAGUGUAGAAAUACAAUUUGAACCUGAUGUAAAAAUCAAAGACUUUCUAAACCAAUUCAAGACACUCGGUAAGAUCUCAAUUACAAGUACAAACCUCAAACUGAAGACAACAGUGUACACAAAGCGAGCACAGAAUGGCAUAAAUGUGAAAGUGACAAAAGACGGAAGUAAAUGCUGUAUUUUUGGUUCCUGUUUCAUUUCAGAUGGCAGUCUACUACUGACAGACUACAAAAACACAAAACUUAAACAUGUAGAUAUUUCCACAGCUACAGUUAAAGAUCAUCUAGAUCUUAAUGCUGGACCAUUUUAUGUCUGCCAAAUCAGUGAUGAUGAAGCUGCAGUCAGCCUCGAAAACGAAACAAUCCAGUUUGUAUCACUGGGUGAUAAGUUGACAAACAAGCGGCAACUGAAGCUUGGUCAUCGUUGCAAUGGUGUUGCCUACAUCAAUGGGAUACUGUUCAUAUCUGAUGAAAGCAAAUCAGUAUAUAUGUAUGAUAUGAAUGGCACUAUGCUAAACAGAAUUGCAACUGAUAAAUCAGGCAAAGAAAUUUUCCACUGCAGCCAACAUAUAAGUUACAGUAUUAACAGAAGCAGGGUGUAUGUAGCUGAUCAGUAUAAAGGUCUGAUAGCUCUUGACAUCCAGGGAAAUUAUCAAUCAACUUUUACAGAUCCUGAACUAGAACGGGCUUGUGGAGUAUGUACAGACAGAAGAAGAAACAUACUGGUUUGUGGAUUGACUACAAAUGUUAUUCAGACUAAUGAGGACAACACAAGAAAAGUGGGCACACUGAGGAAUAUGAUUUAUUCCCAUUCAGCCUGCUUUGAUCCACAUAAAAACAGACUUGUGUUAACUUCUUCAAGUGAUACUGUAAGAGUUUAUGAACUGGAAUGA